Messenger RNA from Nematocida ausubeli, 579 nucleotides. RefSeq lists its product as uncharacterized. NCBI's taxonomy places the organism in Eukaryota, Fungi, Microsporidia. The record is from RefSeq and is a predicted model, not a curated record. The transcript has a single exon. The coding region runs from base 1 to 579 and encodes 192 amino acids.
AUGGGUGAGCAUAAGAGUGAUAAUGAUUCGGCAUCAGAAAGUGACUAUUCAUCAGAGUGUACAAAGGAAGCACCUUCAACUGUCUUAGACCUAACAAUAAACCCAGAUAAAUUAAAUGAAUUCGCAAGGGUUUUAGUGUCAGAUAUAAAAGACAAAAUACAAGCAGGCACAACUAAUAAACAGAAGCUAAUUAAUACAGCCUGGGAUACAAUUGAAAAUAACAAAGACCUAUUACUCUCUACCAUAUAUAUUAACAAAGAAGAAAUCACUAAUAUACAAGACAGGAUGUGCAAGGAAUUUAAGCGUGCCGUAAGGAAUAUAAAGAAUACAAGUGGGAAGAAGGAUGUAUCACUGCCUGCUAUUGUGGAUACAAUUAAGAACUCAGAUACCAAGAACACAGAAGAAGAAGUGCAGACAAUAAGUGAGCACUUAAAGAUAAUUAUACUGCAAUUAAACCCGUAUAUACUAACAGGUUAUGUAAAUGUAAUGUUCUUAGAGGAUUAUUAUCCUAAGCUAAAGCUAGCAGGUGGAAUAUUUCUGCUGGCAGUACUUAUACUCGUUGUGGUGUGUAAUGUAUAG